CUAUAAAGACAGAGACUUCACUCACUAAACCCAUGUUCAAUUUCUGGCCUUUUAUUUUCCAUCCCAAUUUUCCCUUCAAAAUCCGACUCUUCUCUGGUGUAAUCAGAGAAGACGAUGAAGAUUUCAGGAUAUGGAUCGAUUUGGCUACUCUGGUUGUUCCCAUUGGUUGCAAUUGCAAAUGCAAGUUCUCUGGAAGAUGGAUCUCUGCAAACAUACAUAGUCCAGACCUCCGAUUCGAAGAUGCCAUCAACUUUUGGUAAUCCUGAGGGAUGGUAUUCAUCUCUGGUCGAUUCCUUGCACGGUCUUGACGAAGAUCAAGACGGAUCUCAGAGCAUUCUGUAUAACUACAACCAGGUCUUCCAUGGAUUUGCAGCGAAGCUCACUCGGGCCCAAGCAAAGGCCUUGGAGAAAACAGAUGGGAUUUUAGCGGUCAAUCCGGAGAUGACAUACCAGCUUCAUACGACACGGACUCCGCAGUUCUUGGGAUUGAAUGCCCAAAAUGGUGCCUGGAAUUCUCAAUCUGGUAAGUCCGAUAAUAUUAUCAUCGGGCUGUUGGAUAGCGGGAUUUGGCCUGAAAGUCCCAGCUUCUCCGACUAUGGAAUGAAGCCUGUGCCGGUGCAUUGGAAGGGAGGGUGUGAAUCCGGGACAAAUUUCAGUGCCUCUCACUGUAAUAAAAAACUGGUGGGUGCGAGAUUUUUCAGCAGAGGCUACGAGGCUUCAAGUGGUCCGAUCAAUGAGACUGUUGAGUACAGAUCUCCGCGAGAUCAGGCCGGUCAUGGAACCCACACGGCAUCCACAGCUGCGGGAGGAUUUGUGCAAAAUGCCAGCUUUUUUGGGCUUGCGAGUGGCACAGCCUCAGGAAUGGCUCCCACAGCAAGAAUUGCGGUUUAUAAGGUCUGCUGGGCUCGUGGGUGUGUGAGCUCUGAUAUUCUGGCCGCCAUGGACAAAGCUGUUGAAGAUGGAGUCGACAUUAUGUCUCUGUCACUGGGAGGCAAACAGACUGUGGGGUAUGAAUCAGAUUCUGUUGCAGUGGGUGCUUUUACGGCGAUGCAGAAGGGGGUGUUCGUAUCAUGCUCGGCUGGGAAUUCAGGCCCAGAUCAAUUGAGUGUGGAAAAUAUGGCUCCCUGGAUUACCACAGUCGGUGCAAGCACUGUGGACAGAGAUUUCCCAGGCUCUGUAGUCCUCGGCAAUGGGGCUCGUUUCAGUGGGGUGUCACUCUACGCAGGCAGAAUGUUACCCAAAGGAAAACUCUUCCCUCUUGUGUACAUAAUCAAUGGGACUGAUGACAGUAAUCUGUGCCUUGAUGGUAGCCUGGAUCCCAACCUGGUAAAAGGCAAAAUUGUGAUGUGCGACAGAGGAACAAAUUCCCGGGUCGCGAAAGGUUUUGUGGUGAAAUCCGCAGGGGGCGUGGGUAUGAUAAUGGCGAACACUGAGGGCGAAGAUCUCUCUGCCGACAGCCAUGUAAUUCCUGCCAUUGGAGUCGGAGCUCAAGCCAGAAAAUCCAUCCUAAACUACAUCAAAACUAACGGAGCACCAAGCGCAACGAUUGAGCUAAUGGGCACAGUGGUCGGCACUAGACCAGCCCCUGUAAUCGCCGGGUUUUCCUCACGGGGGCCGAGUUUUCUGUCGCCACAGAUUCUGAAACCCGACAUCAUUGCUCCGGGUGUGAACAUCCUUGCAGCCUGGACAGGCGCAUCAGGACCAUCGAGUCUGGAUAUCGAUACUCGCAGAGUGAAGUUCAACAUCAUAUCUGGAACAUCCAUGUCGUGCCCACAUGUGAGUGGUAUUGCUGCACUGAUAAAAGCUGCUCACCCAGAUUGGAGCCCUGCGGCCAUCAGAUCAGCCCUCAUGACCACAGCUAACAGUGUCGACAACACGGGAAAAGCUCUGAAAGAUGCCGACUCUGGUGCAGACUCGACUCCAUUUGCACACGGUGCUGGUCAUGUCGACCCCAACAGAGCUCUCACUCCUGGUCUCGUCUACGACAUGGGUGUACAAGACUAUGUCGAUUUUCUCUGCUCUUUGAACUACACUCCAGAGCAGCUCAGGCUUAUAACCAAAAUGAAUGCUCAUUGCAGUUCAAAGUCCCACCUUGGAAGCAUCAAUUAUCCCUCUUUUGCUGUAGUUUUUACCAAUUCUGAUACUAAUUCUUCUACCCAGGUGCUCAAAUUCAGCCGGACCUUGACGAAUGUUGAGGAUGGUGCUUCGGUUUACAGUGUUCUUGUGAGCGCACCGGCGGGUGUGAGAGUCGUGGUGAAGCCGACAAAGCUCUCUUUCGCGAAGCGGAAUGAGAAGGUUUCAUACACAGUGACUUUCAUUGCUGCAACUUCGGAGCUGGCGCCCAGUCACGGAUCGAUCACAUGGUCGAAUGGAGUACGCAAUGUCAGGAGUCCUGUUGUGGCCUUUAGUUGGCAGUCGUAAAGCUGCUUUCUUUCUGUGUUUUUACCUGUUUUCCUAACUUUAUUCAUGUGAUUCUUAUCUUUAUCUUAAAAUAACAAGACUAAGUCGUUCGAUCUCUGUUA
Molecule: messenger RNA, 2522 nt
Organism: Cryptomeria japonica (Japanese cedar)
Lineage: Eukaryota; Viridiplantae; Streptophyta; Pinopsida; Cupressales; Cupressaceae
Product: subtilisin-like protease SBT1.7
Exons: 1
Coding region: 115-2421 (768 amino acids)
Biological process (GO): proteolysis
Molecular function (GO): serine-type endopeptidase activity
Source: RefSeq, a predicted model, not a curated record